Paramormyrops kingsleyae is the source of this 2932-nucleotide messenger RNA. RefSeq names its product LFNG O-fucosylpeptide 3-beta-N-acetylglucosaminyltransferase (gene lfng). Gene Ontology annotation, molecular function: O-fucosylpeptide 3-beta-N-acetylglucosaminyltransferase activity. Gene Ontology annotation, cellular component: Golgi membrane. The record is from RefSeq and is a predicted model, not a curated record. Gene Ontology annotation, biological process: pattern specification process. NCBI's taxonomy places the organism in Eukaryota, Metazoa, Chordata, Actinopteri, Osteoglossiformes, Mormyridae.
GCAGCCGUUUCAGGUAGAAUAGCCAUCAGUAUAGCUUCGAAGUAGGCUAUUAAUCUGUAAAGGAAAAUAAAUAAAUAAAUAUAUUUAAGCUGCCGUUUCAUCUAUUUUCGCCAUUCGUCGUUCAUUUAUGCUUUUUGAAAAAAAAGCGAGAAAAUGCUAAAAAAUUCCGGGAAGAAAUUCGUCAUUCCCAUCGUGGGAACUACUGCAACCUGUCUGUUAGUGCUGUUAGUCGCCUUAGGGCAUCGAGGCAUCAGGGUGGAUGGGAUGCAAAGAGAAAGAGAUUUGGGAAUGCGAUCGCUGCAGAGUUUGGAGAGCUCGGUGCAGACAGAGUCCCGGGACAGUCCUCAGUCGGGACGUAGGAAUGGUUUCUCUGCCUAUUUUUCCAAGUUAACUCGGGAAAGGAGAGAAGUGGAGAAGCCCGAACCGCAGAUGAACCCGGUAACCGAGACACCCCCAGCGGAGCACAUAACCCCGAAUGAUAUCUUUUUAGCAGUCAAGACCACUAAGAAGUUUCAUCAGCCUAGACUGGAUCUCCUGCUUGACACCUGGAUUUCCAGAAACAUGCAACAGACAUACAUAUUUACAGACGGGGAGGAUGAAGAGCUGAAGCAGAAAAUAGGAGACCACGCCAUCAACACAAACUGCUCUGCUGCUCACAGCCGGCAAGCCUUGUCCUGCAAGAUGGCGGUGGAAUACGACAAGUUCAUAGAGUCCGGCAAAAAAUGGUUCUGUCAUGUGGACGACGACAACUACGUGAACACGCGGACCCUGGUGAAGCUGCUCUCCCACUACCCUCACACUCAGGACAUCUACAUUGGCAAGCCCAGCCUGGACCGGCCCAUCGAGGCCACUGAGAGACUCGGUGACAGUAAGAUGAGGCCAGUGAGCUUUUGGUUUGCGACUGGUGGAGCGGGUUUUUGCCUGAGUAAGGGCUUAGCUCUGAAGAUGAGCCCCUGGGCAAGUGGUGGCCACUUCAUGAACACGGCUGAGAAGAUCCGGCUGCCGGACGAUUGCACGGUGGGCUACAUCGUGGAGUCCGUGCUGGGUGUGGGGCUCAUCCGUAGCAGCUUGUUCCACUCCCACCUGGAGAAUCUGCAACAGGUGCCCAAAUCAGAGCUGCAUAAACAGGUUACACUGAGUUAUGGGAUGUUUGAGAACAAGAAGAAUAUCAUUAACAUCAAUGGGGAUUUUUCAGUGGAGGAGGACCCAUCAAGGUUCAAAUCUGUCCACUGUUUGUUGUACCCAGACACCCCUUGGUGCCCCUCCCACGUUACCUACUAGUGGUGAUGACCCACCUCCUUGGUAUCCUCGUCCCGGACGGCCUCGGUAUCUGAAAGGCCAACGGGACCUGUUCAGUGCAGGACCAGCGUGCCUGCUGUCGUUUUGGUUGCGGCGGCAUGCGGCCUGCAUUAAAUUUAUCGGGCUGCUGUGCGGCCCACUUUUUUCAGCUUUGGACAUUUCCUUCCUCGCCGGUCUCCGCGAUUCCCGCUCCACCCAGGAGACAAGCGAGUGGAACCGGCAGGAAGAGGGAUUCAGCAUUACAUAGGCAAUCAAAUGCACUUCCUAUGUUGUAAAUGUUGCCGAUCUACUUGCUAUUCUCAUAGAAUGCACAUAUAUAUUUAUAUUUAUAUAUAUCCCAGUGUCAUUUGCCAGCUAUUAUGUGCUUAUUUUUCCUAAUUCUGGUUCCCAUGGUUACACACAUUAUAGUCACUAUAUUACUUUUUGUAUUGGGUGUUCUUCAAGUCUUUUUGAGGUAUUCCAUUUGUUUGUGUCCACAAACCAGGGAAACUUCCGCUUGAUGUUCAGUAGACUCCGGACAAAACCCACUUAUGUGAAGAUGUGUUUCCUUUUGCAUUUAUUAGUGUUAUUCUUGUUAGCUGCCAGUUCUGUAGAUGUAACCUUAGGUUGUUUAUGGCUUGAUCUGAGGUACGUCACUGUAAAGCACUUUUGCCCUUUACCGAGUUUAUGUUGGUUAAUGAAUUAUGAGGAUGAAAUGUUAAAAUUUCAAAAAGGGCCAAAAGAAAAUGUUAUAUAAUAAUGCCAUUUAAUACGUUGCUUCAAAAACAAUCAUGGCAAAAGAAAACUGUAUUAUACAUGUAAAAAAGUUUUAAAAAUAUAAAAAGUGGUGUUUUACAUAAAAAAAUAUAUAUACAUAUUAUUCAAAGAUUUAUAUGUGGCCUUGUGGCCUCAUUAGACUGUGGUACAAAACUGCGGUAUUUCUCCUGUAAAUGAUCUCAUGUUGGGCCGCAUGAGCCUCAGCUAAUUAACAUAAACUGAACAGCCCUGCGGCCUGUUCGUAACUGGAUCUAUCACACCAGUGACUAAUAGUUCAAAUCAAUGGCAGCUGACAACGCCGACAUCCGAUUCUCAGAUCCCGUUUACAAGCUCUCAGAAUUUUUUGUUUGUUCAAUCUCUGCUGAAAGCGCCUUGUUCUAUGUUGACAGUAGGAUCUUAAUCGCUCAUCCUUAAAGCAGGUCGGUGGGGUGGUGUAUUCUGUUUUGUGAAACUGUGAAGUGACCGGGCUGCCAUUGUGAAACGGGACCUUUCUGAAGCAGCUCCGGUCGUCCAUGUCCUGCGUAAAUGACCCACAAUGGGUGUGAAUGUAAAUCACUAUUGAAAGCAGUAUUUCUGUACUGUGCUUCUUUUGCCCCUUCGGAUGACUGUGUGUGUACAUAAAUUUAUAAGACUGUUUAUGUUGUAUAUGCAGUUUGCUUUUUGUGGAUCAGAAUGCUUCUGGCGACUAUCAGAAGACCGUUUAUCGCUUCUAUUUGCAUCUGUACCUGUAAAUUAUGCUCCAGUAUCUGGAAUGCUUAACUCAGAUGUGUGAUGGGAAAGAAUUGCUUCUCAGGGACUGUGACCUUGAUGUCGUUACCAUGGCAAUUGCUUUGGGCACCAUUCCUUCGCUUUCAAUAAAGAGCAUACUUGCCGAGUC